GUCAUAUCGGUGUGCCCUUUCUUGUCCAUCUGUCCACCUGUGUCUCUAUUUGGCCUCUGGCCCUAUGCAGUUGUUGCGGCACGCACGGUUGCCGCCUCGAUUGUCCUUGCAGCGGGGAGUCGCCAUCCUGGUGGCCGCGUUUGCGCCACCCUCCGACAUUGACGUUCAUCAUCAUCGUCGUACAGCAGCCGUCGUCGUGAUGGCGAGCACCAGCACCAGCAGCAGUCCGAGCGAUAAGCUUGAUAGGUACGCCAGGGCCACGGGAGGGCCGUGGUCGCUGGAGCCAGCAGUGGCGCUGGAGCGUCUCGUGCCUGAGCUUGGGAACGACCGAUACAAGGGGCAGCUGGGAAGGGUGGGCGUUUUCGGGGGCUCCGAGGACUACACGGGAGCGCCCUUCUUCGCGAGCAUGUCGGCGCUCCGCAUGGGAGCGGACCUGGCGUACGUCUUCACGGCGAAGGAAGCGGCACCCGCGCUCAAGGCCUACAGCCCAGAACUGAUGGUUACCACCGUCUACAGCGGCGACAUGCUCACGGGCGGCUCGGCCACGGGGACGCGAGGAGACGACAAGGGCGAUAACGAGAGCGAUUUCUGCUCCGCUGCCCUAGCAAGACCCAUCGCCGACAGCGUCUCGUCGAGGCUGCCCAAGCUCCACUCCCUACUGCUGGGGCCCGGGAUGGGCCGCCACCCCACCGUCAUCGCCGCCGCCGCGGGGAUCGUUGCGAGCGCUAGGGGGCGGGGUCUUCCGUUGGUUCUCGACGCCGACGCCAUCGCGAUGGUGGUGGACGACCCCGGCACGAUCAGAGGCUGUACCCUGGCCGUCCUCACGCCCAACGCGAACGAGUUCAGGCUGUUGUGCGAGAGGAUGGAGCGUGACAGUGGUGGGGAGGGUGGGGAACGGACGCGACACGGAGAGGCGUUGCAGUCGCCGUCGGGUGUUGGCGAGGCAAGAGCAGCAGGGGGAGAUGUGGCGACAGCAGCAGUAGCAGCAGUAGCAGGAACAGUACCAGCACCAAGACCACCGGCACCGCCUGUGCCCGCGGCAGACGUAGCUCUGAAGGUGGAGCGGUUGGCCAGAUAUCUGGGUGGGGUGACGGUCGUGCUGAAGGGCAAGGUGGACGUUAUUUCCGACGGCGCGCGAACGGUAACCUGCGCGGUCCCGGGGGGCCUGAAGAGGUGCGGCGGGAUCGGUGACGUCCUUUCCGGGGUCACCGCCACCGCUCUCGCGUGGGUUCACGUGCAGGAUUUCGAGGGGGAAGAGGCUAAAGAGCUCCGGCUGUGGGCCGCUUGGUGGAGCUGUGCCAUGGCGAGGCGUGCCAGUCGAAGAGCUUACGAGGCCAAGGGCCGGGCGACGUCGGCAACGGAUGUCUUCGAGAACAUCGGGAUCGUGUUCGCCGAGGUUUCUCCGUCCCCAGAGGUCGAGGAUCCCUAAAACGAUUGAUUGCUGGGAAAGUCAGUUGGGGAUGGGGGGGGGUGCAGCCGCAGGGCCGCUGUCGGAGAGGUGUAUUUUGAUUCAUUCCUCCACCUACAGUAGUCUCCUCUGUGUGGAUAGAGGGAGGUCUGACUGCAAUUUGAGUCUUGUCUAUUUUUGUAGCCGUGUUGGAAGGCCUGCAAGUAUCGUGUGUUGUUCGUUGUGUUCGCGUCUUGACAACCCUGGGCUGGGAGCAAGCCUGACAACAAUCGUUUUGCUGUUUGUUGUGGCUGUAGCGAUGUCCCAGGGAGGCUUGAAUAUCGCACUGAGAUGCCCUGUACCGGAAUCAAUCCCACUGGCAAAUGCCUCGUGAUGAACAUUGCCUGCCUCCCGUCCUCCCCGUGUCGUCGAGCGCUUCUUGCAGUUUUGCAUGGUUGGCUGUGCACUCCGACUCGAUAUCGGGGCACUUGGGAGAUAUAAAUGUAUAUAUUUUUAUAUAGAGAGAAUCACACGAACGUGAAUGCGGUAGUUGCACCCCGUCCGGUAGGCCUAUCUUGUAGGCAUCCUCGGCAAAGUGGCUGCCAAGUUGGGAAUUCGAUCUUGAAGAAGGGGUCUUUUCUGCGCGUUUCGUACCACCAAGUCUACUGCUGCUGCUGCUACGAUAAGAACCCUCGUCCUUUCAAGCGCUCCUUGUUGCAGGAUGGGUAAGAAAAGGGUAGAGCGGUAUUGAGUAUUUCCGCUUGCCGGACCCAACCGGCACUACCAACUACCAUGGUACGGUACGGUACGGUACGGUAGAGGACAGUUCGCAAGGUAAGUUUUGUCCUCUCCUCACGUCGAGAAGGGGACCAAACGAACCCUACAUUUUGUCCUCCGUCGUACAAGUAGUUGAUCUGCCACCCUCGAUCCAACCGAUGACAGAUAUGAGCACUUGAAAUGACGAGGUUUCUUGUUUCUAGUGUAGGCUUGGGCCGGCUGAUGGAGAGACGUGCAGGUCAAACUUGUUGCGUCGGCCUCGUAAGGGGGACAUUGGUGCGGACUGGUGCUGGGUGCGGAGAAGCGAGGGAGGCAGAGGAAUGCUGGCGGAGGAAAUUGUGCGACGGCGAGCGGACGAUUACGUGGGUGCGGUGGGCAGGCAAGAGGGCACGCCACCGCUACGUCCAAAAACAUGUACUGUAUACAUCACAUACGCUUUUGGACUAUUGACUGCAUGCAGAUCGAGGUGAACUAAA
Molecule: messenger RNA, 2640 nt
Organism: Ectocarpus sp. CCAP 1310/34
Lineage: Eukaryota; Phaeophyceae; Ectocarpales; Ectocarpaceae
Source: the annotation of a GenBank genome assembly